This is a messenger RNA of Fopius arisanus, 2131 nucleotides long. RefSeq names its product cytochrome P450 9e2-like. Bases 423 to 1955 code for a protein of 510 amino acids. NCBI's taxonomy places the organism in Eukaryota, Metazoa, Arthropoda, Insecta, Hymenoptera, Braconidae. The record is from RefSeq and is a predicted model, not a curated record. Gene Ontology annotation, molecular function: iron ion binding; monooxygenase activity; heme binding. The transcript has 2 exons.
AAACGCGAAAAAUGUGGAAACAUAAUUUUCUCUCAAUUUUCCGGGGAACAAUUUUCAAAUUGCGCUUACAGUUGCAAUCAGGAGAUACAUUGAAUCGUAAUGAGUUUUUUUUCUUAAUCACCUAUCGGAAAUUUAUUUGUUCCUUUUUUAACCACUACAACAACAAUAUCGAUUAGAUAAAUCCACAUUGACGAAGAUAAGACGAUUUUUCCACGCGUACUUCAUAUCGAUCACUCAAUUUAUCGACUCAUCAAGAUCGACAACUUCGCAUUAUUAUCACGAGAAAAUGCGUCACAAUCUCUCCACAGAAAUAAACAAUUGAAACAAAUAAAAAGUAACAAUUAAAUUACCUCCAGAAAUUAAUUGUCUCAGAUUGCCAGUCAGUGCGAUAUUAGAUACCAGUGGAUAACAAUCUCUAUUGGAUGUGCCAAUCAGCCGGUGCGAUGGACCCCUGGACAAUCCUCUGGACAACAGCUCUGUUGCUGUUUCUGUACUACUACUUCACAGGAGGUGAUAAUUUCUUCGAUAAAAAUGGAAUUCCCUACAUCAAGCCAUUUCCCUUCCUGGGGAACAUGGCCCAGACGAUAUUUCGCCAGAGAACAAUGACGGACACCAUCCACAGGACAUUCAAAUUGAACGAGAACGCCAAGUACGUGGGGUUCUUCGAUUUUGGUUGUCCAGUGGUGAUGAUUCGUGAUCAGGAGCUCGCUAAAAACAUCACCGUCAAGUAUUUCGCUCAUUUCGUUAAUCACCGGGGCUUCGUUGAUCCCGAACAGGAGCCCCUCUUCGGGAACAAUUUAUUUACACUCCACGACGAUCACUGGAGAUCAAUCAGAAAUCUCCUGAGUCCUGCCUUCACCUCCAGCAAGAUGAAGGGAAUGUUCAGGCUCAUGUCUGAAUGCGCCGCCUCCUACGCCGAUUAUUUCGCUGACGAAUCCCGAGAUAAACCCCUGGAGGUAGAUUCCAAGGACGCAUUCACCCGUUACACUAACGACAUAAUCGCUAUUUGUGUUUUUGGAAUAAAAAUCGAUUCAGUAAGAAAUCGAAAUAACGAAUUCUACAUUAUGGGUAAGAGAGCAACGAAUUUCGAGGGUCUUAAGUCGCUGAAGUUUUUUGCUGUCAGGAGUUUUCCGAGGCUGGCGAAAUUACUGAAUAUCAAGUUCAUGUCCAGUGAUGUCGAGAUCUUUUUCAAGAAGCUGGUGAAGGAGACGAUCGAGACGAGGGAUAAAUUGGGGAUUACUAGACCGGAUCUAAUCCAGCUGAUGAUGGAAACGAGGGACAAUAAGGAGGGCCCCAAGCUGACGAUCGAAAACAUGACCUCGCAGGCUUUUCUCUUCUUCUUCGGGGGCUUUGACACCUCCUCGACGAUCAUGUGCUUUCUCGUUCACGAGGUGGCUGCCAGGCCAGAGGUUCAGGAGAAACUCCAGAGGGAAAUCGAUGAGGUGUUUGAGGAACACGAGGGAGAUCCUCCGUAUGAGGCCAUCAUGAAUAUGGUAUACCUGGAGGCUGUCGUCACUGAGGCACUCAGGCUUCAUCCCAAUGCUGCUUUCGUGGACAGGGUCUGCAAUAAGGACUUUGAAUUGCCACCUGCUCUACCUGGGCAGAAACCUGUUGUCCUGAAACCUGGAAAUACUGUGUGGAUUCCUAUGUAUUCUUUUCAACACGAUCCUAAGGUCUAUCCUGAUCCCCAGGUGUUCGAUCCUGAACGGUUCAUCAAGAAUGGAAAGACAAUUGCUAAUUCAAGUAAUUCUCUGACCUUUGGACAGGGACCCAGAAUGUGCAUUGGAAACAGAUUUGCACUUUUGGAGAUUAAAGUACUUUUGGUUCAUAUCUUGAGGAAGUGCUCGAUCAGGCCCGGCAAGAAAAUGAUUCUCCCGUUGAGAUUGAGCAAGGCCACUGUUGGCAUGGCUGCUGAAGGUGGAUUUUGGAUUGAAUUUCGCCAAAGGGACAUCUGAAAUUAUAAAUUCCUGCGGAAACUAGAAUAAUAUCAAAUUGGGCAUCAGGGGCGGAAAUGUACUUUAUGUCAUAGGGCCCCAAUUACGGAAAAAUCAGAGAAAAUAAAAUGUACAGUUCAGAAAAUUCUCUUGUCAGGUGAAUAUGUAACUGUUAUGUACUUUUCAUAAUAAAUAUA